AUGGCCCAACACAACAGUGACUUGCACGUCCUGAUCAUAGGUGCCGGUCUGGGUGGCCUGACACUCGCCCAAGGUCUUCGCAAGCAAGGCAUCAGCUUCGAGCUCUUUGAGCGUGACGCCAGCGCUGAAGCGAGAGGUCAAGGAUACGCCGUUGGACUUCACGAUCCGGAAAAGCUCUUCGGUGGCUCCCUGCCCGAUGACGUCUUCUCAUCUCUCCGAUCAUCAUGCCACCUCCUCCCUCUCCAGCUGCCGUCGUGCGUAGCCAUGUUCUUCCCCGAUGGAAGGGCAGGGUACGUGACUGAUAGCCCGGAGACGCCCUGCAUAAGAGCCCACAGGCUACGUCUGAGGCAGGUUUUGGCUCACGAUGUUGAUAUCCAGUGGGGAAAAAAAGCGCAGAAGAUCGAGGAGAGCGAGGAGGGCGAGGAUAGGGUGACGGUGUGGUUUGAAGAUGGGACGCAUGCGGUGGGGAGCGUGGUUGUGGGUGCUGAUGGGACUUUUAGUGCUGUCCGUCCACACGUCCUCCAGAAACCAAACUCCGAGGUACUGGAGGUUUCAACCUAUGCCACAAUCACAAUGGGCGAGUGUCGUCUCAACCGCGCCGACAUGGAGAGUCAGCUCCAGCUGGCUUAUUCUUGCUUUGUAUCCUUUGAACGGGACUUCGUCUUCUUCAGCGGGCUGAAUCGCGUCGGCGAUGAUGGGUCUUACGGAGACUAUUACUGGAUGACGAUCGAGAGUCAAGACGUGGGCGAUGACCACUGGGUCAAGACGGGCACGGCGGAAGAGAGGCUGCGCAAGUCAAAGGAGAGGGUGCAAGCGCUCGAUCCAAAGCGCAGGCUCACGGUGGAAAAGACGGAGGUCGAGGGAAUGAAGAAAGUGACGACGUGGUACGACGCUCUGAUAGAGGAUAUCCCUCCCAUCAACAGGGUUAUCUUGAUUGGGGAUGCCGCUCAUCCGAUGACACCGAGUCGCGGAGAAGGCGCAAUCUACGCAAUCAGAGACGCAGUUGGGUUAUCCAAGCUCUUGGCCGAAAACAAACACCAGUCGAGCGACGACACACUUCGACACAAGAUGGAUGAGUACCAGCGAAAGAUGGUAAACGAAGGCAGCGAAUCGAUUUUGAUGGCGAGGCAGGUGAUGAAGAAAGCCAGGCAGAGGGAAACUGUGGGUAAGCCUAUGGCUUGGGGGCAUGAGGUGACGAUUGUGGAUGAGCCUAGGGCGUUGCCACUCAAUAUCUAG
This is a messenger RNA of Sordaria macrospora k-hell, 1236 nucleotides long. RefSeq lists its product as uncharacterized. Gene Ontology annotation, molecular function: FAD binding. The record is from RefSeq and is a predicted model, not a curated record. Lineage: Eukaryota; Fungi; Ascomycota; Sordariomycetes; Sordariales; Sordariaceae.